UGUACCCAAAUUUGAUAUCAAAAUAAUAAGAAUAAAACGCUGUUGAAGCGUGUAGGAACGUGUUUGGGCUUUGGGCAAUUAAAGUGUUUCGCAAUAUUUUAUGUUAACACAAAGGAUUCAGAUUAAGCAGAUUUUUUACUAUGCCUACGACUAGGAAGAAAGUAAUCAAAACUGUUUAUAAAGAUGACGAUGAAAGUGAUGAUAUGGGAGGCGACUUUAGCGAUUCCGGUUCGGAGGCCAAAAUUUCAUCGGCUCCUAGUUCUGAUGACAGUAUUAACGAGGAAGAAAAUUGUCCAUCGUCGGACGACGAAGUUCACAAAAAGCCACAAAAAGUCUUGAAGGCUAAUCGAAAAAAGAAUCCCCAAUUUGCCAAAGCUUUUAUCAGUAAAAUAAACAAACAAGUCAGUGCCGAAGAUGAAGAUGAACCAUUGCCUGUUCCUACUAUUACAAUUAAAGAUUUAACAGAAGCUGAUAAGUUAUUACCAUCAGUACUUAAUCUUUCAGAAAGUGACAGCAGUGAUGAUGAAUGUGCUAAGCCAACAAUUAAAAAGAAAUUUCAUACAGAAACAUUACCAUAUACAAAUCCAGAAAAUGAUGACAAUAAUGCUGGGAUUGAAUAUAAAGAUGUAUGGUCUGUUAAUGAAAAAGAUGAAAGUGAAGAAAUUGCCAAGAAAACAUUUUUAGAAUUAGAACAGCAUAAAGCUAAAGUUGAAGAAGCUAAAAUGUCAGUUUUAAAGUAUUCAUCACACAACCAGAAUGAAAAUGAAUCAGAUGUUAAAGAUUUACUGGCACUAGGAGAAGAUAUAGAACAUGAUGUAGGGACAAUCACCAAAAUGAAAAAGAAGAAAGUACAUGACCAAAGUGAUUCAGAGGUGGAAGAUUGGGAAGAAGUAAAGGAGAGCAAAUCAAUACCCCAACAAGGGUUACAGCUAAUUGUAGAUAUACCAGAUUCAAUAUCAAGAAGAACUAAAAAGAUUGAUGUUGAAAACAUGAUGAGAAGAAAAAUGAAUAGAGUAAAAAAAGAGUGUCAAGUAUACAUGCAUAAAGUUCAUGUUCUAUGUUGGCUGGGCUAUGGAAAUUACAUUAGCACUGUGUUAAAUGAUCAGGAAGUUAUGUCUACAGCUUUAUCACUAUUGCAAAAUCCAAACUCCAAGGACUGCUAUCCCGGACAAAGAGUUGACAUGAAAUAUGUAGAACAAAUAACCUCUUGGUAUCAAAAGACAUUAACAUUAAAAAAAGAUAAACAUGAAGGUAAAUUUAGGCCAAAGGCACCAAAACUAAAGGAAAUACUAAUUCAACAAAUAAGAAAUAAGAUUCUUACAUCAAAAAAAUAUCUUGUUUAUGUGUUUGUUUCUAUGUUGAGAGCGAUAGGUCUUCAUUGCAGGGUGAUGCUAAAUUUUGUAACAGUACCAAUAAAGCCUCCAGCUUCUGAGCUACAUUCGAUUUCAACAAAGAGUACAGAUAAAAGUAAAAGUGACAAAAAAGAAGCAAGUAAAGAUAAAAACAUAAAAAAAUCUAAUUCCAUAAAGACAAACACUAAAAAGAAAAUUCCACAGUUAGAUGGAAAUUAUGAUUACAGUACGGAUAGCGAUAGUGAUAUCAGCAACAUUAUGCAAAUAGAUGGCAAUGAUGAUAAAUCACCACGUAUCACAAGGUCAACAAGAAGUAACACAAUAAAAGUAAACCAAAAUAAACAAGUGGCAAAAAGCAGUGAGAUUAUUUCCAAUAAAAUCUUGCAGUUUGAUGGCAACAAUGAUGAAAUAUGUCCUAAAACACACUCUAGAAAAGCUGUAUCAAAAAAUAUUCCCAAAGAGUCGGAAGGUGCAUCACCACCGAAGAGGGCUAAACAAACCGAAGGUAAUGAUUCAAAACCAGUCGCAGCUAAGAGUAAAUUAUCGCUCAAUCGACAAAGAGGCAAGAAAAUCAAAUCUGGUAAUAACUUGGAGGUGCCAGAAAUUGAAGAAGCUACUGAAGAAAAUAAAGAAAUCACAGCAAGUAAGUUUUUUGUUGGAGAUGAAAAUCCUAAGAAAAGAUCAACGAGAAAACGAUCUGCAACCACUAAUUCAGGCACAUCUAAUGACAUGGUAGUACAGGAAGUUCCUAAAAAGACAACACAAGGGAAAGUUAGAGCAAAAAGUACACCUGUAAGAAAUGUUAAUACAAAAUCAAAUGAAGAAUUAUCAGAGUCUGCAAGCAAAAAACCCAAGAGUUCUUCUUCAAAAGAGCAGGAAAAUAAGAAAUAUCCUUUGAAACCGAAAGAUACGACUGAUAAUAAUUCUGAUGAAGAUGAUUCAAUGCAAGAUACUCAAAAAUCGGAUAGUGAUGAUGACUUCAAAAUUAAGAAAGGAAUUGGAUCAUAUUCAAGAAGUGCUAAGAAACCCAAUAGUGCAAAACUGAAAGGAAAACUUUCCACUCAAGAUAUUACUAAAGACGAUCAAAAUAAACAAGACCAAAAAGAAAAAACAAACAGUGCAGUUAUUACAGCUAAAACUAGAUCAGCAAGAGCUGCUAGAAAUACUAAAAUUGUACCAAAAAUCGAAGUUUCCACUGAAGAAAAUAUAGAAGUAAUGGCAAGUGAGUUUUUUACUGGUGAAAAAACAUGCACAAAUGUUAAUAAAACUAAAUUAUCAAGGAAAAGAUCAACAACCACUAAUUUAGAAACAAAUCAGGCAUUAAAGACAGAUGUAAUAGAAAAAAAUGCAAAAACAAGAUCAAAAAGUAAUCCAUCGAGAAAUGCCAAUACAAGUAAAUAUUUCAAAGAUGUGUCGCCUACGAAAAAAGCUAAAAAAAAUGAAAAUGAUUUAGAAGAUGAACAGAGAGUUAGUCACAAAGAUCUUUUAAAACAAAAAACUAAGGCUAAAAAUGAUGUAACAUCAGACUUAGUGGACAUCAUUAAAAAUAGAGUGAAAGAAGCAAAAGCCGAGUCAAAGAAGAACAAAGUAAAAGGAAUAACUAAUAAUUCAGAUGAAGAUAGUGAUCAUUUACCAGAAGAGGACAUCAAACCUCGUGUGGAGGUCAGUGAUGAUGACUUUAAGCCUGUCAAGGUAGGACCUAAGCCGAGCACAUCUCGCAGGAUAGACCGCAGAGUCUUGUCGGAUGAUGAUGAAGUUCUUCCCGACAGGAUUGAUGUGUGGUGUGAAGUGUUUGUGGAGGAACUAGAAGAGUGGGUGGCUGUAGAUGUUACUAGAAAUAAAGUGCAUUGUGCAAAAGAAAUUUAUUCAAAGGCUACACAUCCAGUGGCCUACGUUGUUGGCUGGGACAACAAUAAUUAUUUAAAAGAUCUAACAAGGAAAUAUGUACCACAUUGGAACACAGUCACUCGUAAGCAACGGGCAGAAGUGUCCUGGUGGAACACAGCUGUGGCCCCGUGGCUCGGACCUAAGAAUGCACGGGACAAGGAAGAAGAUGAACGUCUAGAUAGAAUGCAGCUAGAGGCACCAUUACCGACAAGUAUUACUGAGUACAAAAACCAUCCUCUGUACGCUCUGAAGCGACACCUACUGAAGUUCGAGGCGCUGUACCCCGAGGAUGCUGCGACGCUGGGCUUCGUGCGCGGCGAGGCGGUGUAUGCGCGGGAGUGUGUACACAUCUGCAGGUCACGAGACAUCUGGCUCAAGGAGGCUAAAGUUGUCCGACUCGGAGAAAAGCCUUAUAAAGUGGUUAAAGCCAGACCAAAGUGGGAUAGAUUAUCUAAUAAAUUAAUCACAGACAAGCCACUUGAACUUUUUGGUCCAUGGCAAGUAACUGAUUACGAACCACCAGUAGCUGAAAAUGGUAUUGUUCCGAGGAAUGCAUAUGGAAAUGUUGAACUGUUCAAAGAAUGUAUGAUUCCUAAAGGAACUGUACACAUUAAAUUGCCCGGUUUGAAUAGAGUGGCCAAGAAACUGAACAUAGACUGCGCUCCAGCACUGACUGGUUUCGACUUCAAUGGAGGGUGGUCUCAUCCGGUCUAUGAUGGAUUUGUGGUUUGUAAGGAAUAUGAAGAGAUUUUAACUGAAGCGUGGGUCAAGGAUCAAGAAGAACUAGAAAGAAAGGAGCGAGAGAAAAUAGAUGCAAGAGUUUACGGUAACUGGAGGAGGCUUAUAAAAGGUUUAUUCAUACGAGAAAGACUUAAGCACAAGUAUGGCUUCGAUGGUCCCUCACCUGGCACAUCACAGGACAAGAAAAAACCAAAAGGGCCACGUCUUGUUGUUAAAAAGAAAAAAUAAGUGAAUUGAAGGAAAAUUUAUAAUUUGAGUAUGGUACAAAUU
Molecule: messenger RNA, 4250 nt
Organism: Papilio machaon (common yellow swallowtail)
Lineage: Eukaryota; Metazoa; Arthropoda; Insecta; Lepidoptera; Papilionidae
Gene: Xpc
Product: DNA repair protein complementing XP-C cells homolog
Exons: 11
Coding region: 141-4208 (1355 amino acids)
Biological process (GO): nucleotide-excision repair; mismatch repair
Cellular component (GO): XPC complex; cytoplasm; nucleus
Molecular function (GO): damaged DNA binding; single-stranded DNA binding
Source: RefSeq, a predicted model, not a curated record